UGUGCCAGGCUCAGCUUAAAGAUAAUGGCAGAAGGGCGUCAGCUAAAUACAUACAUCAGAGAUUUGAAUACAGUACUAUCCAAUUUAAGUCACUUUCCUAAAGACAAGUGGAGAAGCUUUGGCCUGGAAGCUGGUCUGUAUGAGCCAACACUGUCAGCCAUUGAAGCUAAUCAUCGUGGAGAUGUUGAAGGAUGUUUCAGGGAAUGUGUAUCUCUCUGGCUAAAGAAAAAGGAUGGAGUUGAUAAGAAAGGAGCACCAACAUGGCUGAGACUAAGAGAUAUACUGGAAGAGAUUGGAGAAAAGGAUUUAGCUGAUGAAAUCAGGAGGCAUGGUUAGUAUAAGACAUGGUUAGUUCGUAUGCUGGGACAAAGGAACGGUGCAAGAAAGAGAAGCAAUGCUGGAGGAGUUCCUCAAUACUUGUAGUGACAUGACACAAUCUCAACUGGAGGCACACUUUAAUGACUGCUCUAGCCUCUUCCUCGCUAGACUCACCGCCUGGCUUAGGAUUACGUACAUGUUUGGGACAUGUGUUGGUAUACAGUUACAAUGUAUUGGAGUAUUUAUCAACAUAGGAGCCAGUUAUUUGACAGAGUUCCUUGAAGUUGGUGGUAUCCUCACUUCACUUGAAAUUGUUAACUUGAAGUCCUGUGAAGAGCCAGACAAAUCAGAAGCUCUUCGUUUAUUAACUCAAAUAUCAAAGAAAGGAAGACACUUUAAAGAAAUGAUAUGUGAAAGCUAUGGUAUCAAAGUUGUUGCCGAAUGUCUUGGACGGUCUCAACUAUCAGAAACUCAAGAGUGUGCUCAGCACCUCCUCCAUGAGCUAUCAAUGGCUAAUCCCAGGUACCAGACACAAGUAUAUAAAGCACUGAUUGCUUUACUGGCCUCUUCAUCCUCUGAAGCUCAGAGACUCUCAACCUACACACUGAGACUAAUACAGCCUUCCAUUGGUGUUGUCAGUGGCUCCAUUGUUGACCCAUUGCUAAUGUUACUGAGGAGCUUACACCUUGAUAUUCAACGUGAAGCUGGUCUACUCAUUAAUGAUCUAUUGGAGUACGAGGAGAUACAGCAGCCAUUGCUAAUGGGGCUGGUUAAUCUGUUGAAGGUUGAAGACGUCACAUCUAAAGGAGGAGGGGCUGGAAGAAGUAUUGUCACUGCUCAGGUGCAGCAGGAAAGUUCUGCAAAAAUAAUAAAGGAGAUAAUAGAGAGACACCCUCACCUAGCACAGAAACUGGUAGAGGUUAAUGUGGUCCAUCAGUUGUUGUAUGCCCUCAGUAAUACUAGCUACUCUAACAGUCAGAGACAGAGCUGUGCUGCUCUACAGGCACUGAUGAAUGAGCUGGUAUCAGUUAGAGAAUUAGUACAAGUUAUGAUUGGAGACACUUUAUUUGAGAAAAUAAUAAAAAGUUCUCCAGAUGCUAUACCUGAAGUAUUAUCACUUGAUGAUGUUGAUAUAUUACUAGCUUCAAGAAACUUUAAAGAAUAAACAAUAUUCACAAAGAUGACAAUGUACAUGUACAUGUAAAGUGCAGUGCAUGUGUUUUAUUUUAAUAAAACUUCAAAUUUUAAACUGUUCAUGCUAUUUUGCUGUGUAUGGUAUUUUUACCUUU
Molecule: messenger RNA, 1607 nt
Organism: Amphimedon queenslandica
Lineage: Eukaryota; Metazoa; Porifera; Demospongiae; Haplosclerida; Niphatidae
Exons: 14
Coding region: 395-1483 (362 amino acids)
Source: RefSeq, a predicted model, not a curated record